This is a messenger RNA of Xylaria bambusicola, 3947 nucleotides long. RefSeq lists its product as uncharacterized. Bases 1 to 3312 code for a protein of 1103 amino acids. The record is from RefSeq and is a predicted model, not a curated record. NCBI's taxonomy places the organism in Eukaryota, Fungi, Ascomycota, Sordariomycetes, Xylariales, Xylariaceae. The transcript is spliced from 3 exons.
AUGCCUAUUAGAUACGCAGUCCCGUUUUCCUCUCCUCAGGGUCGCCGAAAGAUCAUACGGAAGCUAUUAGUCAAACUCAAACAUAUCCAGGCAGAUGACUUUCCUAUCCCUAACCCGACGAUUUUCGAGAUAAAAUUCUACCUCAAAGCCAAUCGUCGUUGCUGCACAGUCUUUGUCCAGAACACCGAUGCACUCUUCUACAAACUUCCACUUAUCUCAUUAGAACUUGUUCCUCGUUUCAUCACUUCUCAACUUGAGGCCCAGAAAAUUGCUGACAAACAUAGACAAUCUGUCCAGCUUUCCACCGUUCUUGCCGUUCUUUCGGAAUACAUUGUUGCUGAUCCCAUUCGGACCAAUUCGGUACCAACUCUCUUUUUCUGGUACGACACCAAUAAACGACGCACCUUCUACCUCUUCGCAUACUUGACCCAUCAGAUGGAGCCACGCACUUAUAGUGCAGCCGAGCUCCUAGGCCUUCGGCGUUCUCAGACGUCUGAGACUUGCCAUAGUGUACUAGCUAGACUUAAGGCGGAUCCUGAAUUUGACGAGGUAGUCUCCAAGGGGAAUAUCAACCCGACCCAGAUCCGAGCCCCCAGAAAGCCAAAUGGAAUCUCGUCCUCAUCAAAUGAGAGUGACGAGGUGAUCUAUCGCGGAAAGAAUCACCCUCGUCACCCCAGCCAGCCCAUCCCGCCCGGCGCAAACCUACAGUGGAAAUACCGGGGGCGCACCGGUUCUGAGAUAACCUCGAGCGACCCUCUUCCGGCACCAACGGGCCUUGACAAACAGAGCAGCGAAGGCUUUCAAAGAUUUUUCAAGGCAGUUGUAUCUCCAACUCAUGUUCGCGUUACUGCAGGUGGCAGAAUUGUGCCCAACACACGGAACUCCGUUUCUCCCACUACGAAAUGGGAUAAGGAACGGCUACCUAACGACGUGCAAAAUGCAGCCGAGCGUGGCAAGGAACUCAAGUUGGAACCGGUUUUUGCCCCAUUGAGCAACCAGCUACCUCCUCCAAUGAUCCAACCCAUGUACCAACCUCAGCCGAUGGUCUAUCAGCACAUGGGCAUGCCGAUACCUGUCUACCAUCCUUUACAAGGUCCAGUGCAACAUGGCUUCGCCUAUCCUUAUGGUUUUGCUCCUCUAGCCGCUCCCAUUCCCCAAGCACCUUAUCUACCAAUGCCUGAGCGUGAACAGCGAGUCGAGGUCACAGGGACCAUGAGCAAGCAGAAUGGCGGUGGUGGUAGUGGUGAGAAUAACAAUAGACCUCAUCGGGCGCCUAUCAAACUAUCGCCGCCAGAUCAAUUUGAUCAGAACCGGCCAUUCUAUAUCAAUGGCCAGUUGGUCUUUCCAGCUGGUGGAAUGGGACCAGUUCAAGUGCCUCAGAUAGCACCGAGCCAUUACUUUGCUUCCGGUAUCUUGCCAGCCUCUGGACCUUCUAUGCAGCGUAUGGCAGCUGAGAGCAAUCCUAACUCUGGUAUUUCUUUGGCUGCUGAAGCGAAUGCCCCUUCCCCACAGCUAUGUUCAAGUGCCCCUGACAGAGAAACCCCCUCUCAGCAAUCAACGACAGCAACUGGCCCUCUCCCUGGAACUAUACCACCACUCUCGUCCAUCCGGCCUAGCGAGAUCACAAGAAAACAGCUUGAAGGACUUCGACACCAGCUGAAGUUCUACAUAAGCCAGCUCCAAUUCAACAGGCAUCAAAUCGACGAGCCUUGGGUGUUUGCGCAAGCCCAGAAGGUCAGAGAUAACAUCAAGCAAUUCGAACAUAAUUUGCGGAUGCAUAUACAGUUUGAAAUGGAGCAUUAUCCGAACAUGGAGCCAACUCCUAGACACAUAUCUGAGAUGGCAAUGCCUUCUAACACCCCAUCUCGACCACCAAGCAUUAGACAUACCCAGGCGAGUGGCUCUUCCCAUCAUGGUUCCGUUAGAUCGAGUGGUGCAACAUCUGGUCCCAAGCACUUCCAACCUCAGCAAAUUGGUAUAGGUGGUCGAGGAUGUCCUAAACCAAAUCGAGCUGCUGUCGGUAUUAACUCAAACAGAACUGAUAAUUCAACCGCUCAUAUUGACGCACUUGAAGCGGCGGUAAUUCAAAAGCUUUCUGCUCCUGAUGCUACUCCAGAGCAAAAGGCAAUGUUGGAGGCCAUCACCCGGCCGCUGAAUCCGCACCAUGAUCCUAAACCUUUUGUGAAUCAGCAGUACUCUAGUGACAAUAGCUCGUUGAAGAGCUUUUCUAUUCAACCAGCGUCUUUUGCGGAGAAGAAAGUGCCACAAGGGCUAGCACCAUCGACUGAGACUUAUUUGCAAAAUCAGCGAGGACAGCCCGCAGGUGCCUACCAUGCUAAUGGGAAUAUACCUUACAUGACACCAGUGAAUGGAAAUGGACUAACGGCCCCCUACCUCGUCGGAAGUUGCCCUCCAGACACAGACCCUUGGAGCUACCUGGGACAUGAAUUUGUAUAUGGGCGAGAACUGACUGAAGCUGAGAAGCAAGCCCGAAAUAUUUACUGGGGUAAGCUGCCAAGCAAAGGCAGUGGAUUGCCCAAGUUUGAUGGCAAGGAUUUCUAUCCUGCCUCCCCCCAGAAGAUUGCAGAGCAUACGGGCCAAGCUCGGAAUGUAUCUUCGAGGCGACCUGAAAUUGACCCCGGGUUCGAAUUGAGACGCUCUGAAGUUGAUCCAUUCGGCUCCACUCGCGAUGCCAAUAGCAUUCGCUCUUUCGAGAGCGGUCGCAAGCUUAGCAAAGCAAUUCCUAUUGUGGCGCCUCCUAACGUAGAUAAAAAGACUACGUCCCACUUGUCAACGACGAAUACUGCCAAGAGUAACGAAGGCAUCGAAGAACUAAGCAAGCUCAACCAGUCCUUACAGGAACUCAAUCUGUCUUCUACUGAUGAGACACAUAUGAAGUACCCAGAGAAGAAGAAGUCUCCCUCGCUCAGCCGGAGAGCGUUGGAACGAUCCAGCGUGAAAUCUGGACAUGACCUCUGGCAGACAAUGCUGAAAAAAGGAUCAGCAAGUGGGAACGUACUUCCUGGUACUAUCUCAUCGACGACGGCUACAGGCUACUUGCCUCAGUACGCUGGCAACGCAAUCGCCUCUCUUGGACCCACGAUUUCCAACGUCUCCCCAGCCCGCGUUUCACCGAAUGCCGAUGACAAGCUCGUCGAGCUCGAAGGACCUCGCGUAGCUAUGGACAAGGUUGGAGAGAACUGUCCUCCAAGCUCUGCCCCUUCCAUCGAGCACGACAUCACAAAGGACCUCCACCAGCGUAUGCUCCGUGAUGCUGAACGCCGCGGGGUUAUUGGCUCUGACUGGCAGUAGCUUCCCAACUUUUCAGUCAUGAUGUUGAGCUACGUCUGAAGCAGGGUUAUUCUUGACUUACCUAGCUCCUUGCUGGAGACUUGGGUGGGCCACUAUAUCAUUCUCAAUCACUACAUGUUUUGCAGGCCUUUAGAUGCAUUAGUAUCAUGAAUCAGCCCAGGGUAUUUCAUUGCAUCCACGGACAGGUUUGUUUCUAUUACGGAAAUUUGAUAUCGCUUGUUACGGAACAGUUUCAGACCCAGAGAGUUAGAUUGUCAUCUUUUAAAGGAAUUGGACGCUUGGUAGCAUAAGCUGAUUAACUUCUUUGUUUUGAUAUGGCCAAAGAGGCAGGAUCGGAUAUUCAUAAUAGCAGUCCCAAUCAGGCGGUUGAGGCUGGUUGAGGUGUGCAAGAUGCGAAGAUUUGACCUAGCAAGAUUAAACCUCAAGGUAUCGCCGUGCGUUGAACUGGGUCGGGACUAGGUACAACUGGUAGACGAGUUAAUGGCUUUUUAUUGUUCUCAACAAUCUUUUGAUCUGACUGUCUGUGAUCUCUGAAUCGUCCUAAACUACCUACGCAAGAACCCCAAAUAUGGUUGAUUGAAGGAUAUCGUCCGACCCAUAUAAAGUUGAUUAUCUAGGAAAAUGAAUUACUACGA